Messenger RNA from Oncorhynchus masou masou (cherry salmon), 1807 nucleotides. RefSeq lists its product as uncharacterized. The transcript has 6 exons. The record is from RefSeq and is a predicted model, not a curated record. The coding region runs from base 350 to 1282 and encodes 310 amino acids. Gene Ontology annotation, molecular function: serine-type endopeptidase activity. Gene Ontology annotation, biological process: proteolysis. NCBI's taxonomy places the organism in Eukaryota, Metazoa, Chordata, Actinopteri, Salmoniformes, Salmonidae.
CUCACGUGAUAAACGAAUGGGACAAUCAAAUGCCUGUCCCAGCGUUUGAGGUUUUCUGACGAACGUGGUCCACAGGUCUGGUUCUCCUAACCUUGUAUUAAAUAUAGGCAUAAACCAAGAGGUUGUCAGUAACCGUAUUGUUCUUUUUUUGUUUUCGCAAGGAAUACAUUUUGAUACGUUUUUUUAACCAUUCACACGAAGAAUUUCAACACCGCUAUUGUGGAAAGUGGAUUUCCGUGAAAAUUAGCUGCUGUACGGACGAUUUGAUUUAGAACACAAGACUUCUGAAGAAUACUACCGUUUUGGGGGGAAAAUUUGGGGCUACCUGAAAUUUGCGUGUCCCUCGAAAAUGAUACCGAAUUCAGACUUUUACGUUAGACUUCUUUGGUGUUUCACAGGUGUCAUGGUUUGUCAUGCUCAGGAAGAGUGUGGUCAACCACCCAUGGGAAAAAGGAUUGUGGGAGGAGUAGAUGCAUCAAUGGGGGCAUGGCCGUGGCAAGUGGAUAUUCAGACAGCGAAGGAUGGCCAUAUCUGUGGAGGUACCAUCAUCACUAAGGACUGGGUGCUGUCUGCUGCCCACUGCUUCCCAAAUCAGUUCGACGUGUCGGGCUAUACCCUCUAUGUUGGCCGUCACCGGCUCAACAGCUGGAACCCUAAUGAGAUAUCGUACUUCGUGGAGCGCGUCGUGAUCCCAUCCGGCUACUCGGACCCAAGUUUGGGACAGGACAUGGCCUUGGUGUUGCUGCGGAGUCCCAUCGUCUGGUCGGCGUAUGUCCAUCCUGUUUGUCUUCCUGACGCCGGGACACUGUUCCCCGGGGACCUUCCCUGCUACAUCACAGGCUGGGGAAACAUCCGCGACGGGGUCCCUCUGAGUGGAGUGGCAACACUGCAGCAAGUGCAGGUGCCAAUCAUCUCGUCGUCUUCCUGUCAGAUGAUGUACGACCUUAACCCAUCGGAGAAAGUGGACAUCCGUUCUGACAUGAUUUGUGCCGGUUAUCAAGAGGGGGGCAAGGACUCCUGUCAGGGGGACUCUGGAGGACCCCUGGUCUGCCAGAUGGUGAACGGAACCUGGGUGCAGGCUGGGGUGGUGAGUUUUGGCCUGGGCUGUGCCCAUGCCAACAGCCCCGGCGUCUACGCCAAGGUGUCCAGCUUCUCCAGCUUCAUCCAAAGCAACAUACCAGAGAUCAGUCUGUACGGCCGGGCCGGUCCCAACUGGGCCAGCUCCCUGACAGUGCUGGCUAGCUCCCUGGCCACUUUACUGAUGGGCCAGCUGCCAAGAUAGGGCUUCCGAAAAGAGCCAGAUCUUAAAGGGACAUUCUAUGUAAUUUGCCAUGAACCUGGUUUUACACUUAACUUGGCUGUAGUAGAUUACUGUUUUAGGUAAUAUUCUGCUUAAUUUUUUAUUUACCAUAUUAAUAACAUGCCAAAACAACUUUUUGACCAAACUGACUCAGUGACCACUUAUUUCCCACAUAAGCAGAAAUUCCGCCUUUCUGGUUCAAGAUGCGUGUAAAACCAGGUAAAUGUGUCAAAUUACAAAGGAAUUUUGCUUUAAAGGAAAGGGCCGAACCUGUGGUGGCAAACUAUACUACGUUUUAAUGAUAUGUAUAUGCAACUCCUAACAAAUUCAAGUGAUUCUGAAUAUACAAGUUAUCGAUAAAACGGUGAUAUUAUGAGUAUUUAGAACUAAUGAAAUGUAAAGCCAUGUUUGUCGAUCUAUUUUAGCACAUUUUAACAUGUCAUGUAACGUCAAGCUUCAAGUUUCUUAUAAUUUUGAAUGAAUGUAAAUAAAUGAUUACAAAUGUCA